Macrosteles quadrilineatus (aster leafhopper) is the source of this 540-nucleotide messenger RNA. RefSeq lists its product as uncharacterized. The coding region runs from base 1 to 540 and encodes 179 amino acids. The transcript has 3 exons. Gene Ontology annotation, cellular component: nucleus; transcription regulator complex. NCBI's taxonomy places the organism in Eukaryota, Metazoa, Arthropoda, Insecta, Hemiptera, Cicadellidae. The record is from RefSeq and is a predicted model, not a curated record. Gene Ontology annotation, biological process: regulation of transcription by RNA polymerase II.
AUGGAUGUUGAUAAUUUAAUAUCACAAGUUUUUAUGAGACCAGCAUUGUGGGACAAGUGUGAUAAAAAUCACCACAAUAGAUUUGUGUUAGACAAGCUGUGGAAUGAAGUUGCUGAAGAAUUGAAAACAAAACAAACUGCAGUCAGAGGCAAGUGGAAAACUUUACGUGACAAGUUUAGAACUGUCUUGGUAUCUAUUCCAAAGCCAAAGUCUGGUGAUGCUCAGGACUGUGUGGACUACACUGGGGAAUGGAAAUAUUACAAAAGUCUCAUAUUUUUAAAAGACCAGUUUACCCCUAGACAAUCGAGUGGAAACUUUGGCGUGACAACUCCUGUACCUUCGCUUGAAGAGUCGGCUGGAGAAGAUAAUGAUUGUGAAGAAGAUUUUGGUGAUUAUUCAGAACUGUUUUGUGCACCAUCUACGGAAAAUUCUCACGAGUCGCGGCUCAGACAUGAACAGCCGAUAACAGCAGAGCGCUACUCUCUACUAGCAUCGCUGCUCUCAUCGUUGCUACGAUCGCUAAUCGCAGCUCCGACAUGA